CCUUCUGGAAACUGAUAUAAGCAAUCGGAACCUCGUGUAUGAGCUCAAAGCUGUUUGUGUUCGCUCAGGAUUGUCGUCGUCGAGAGGCCACUUUUUCGUGUUCCGCAGAAACGCCAACGACGGAGAUGGCAUCUGGGAACGAAUUGACGACAAGGUGGUGAGCACGGUCAAAUGGGAAGAUGUGAAGAAGAAAUCGUUUGGCUCAUCCAUUGAAGGAACAGCAGCACAGAUGCUAUUACAUAUUCGGAAAGAUGUGGAUCACUCCCGAGAUCGAUCGGAUGAAUCUGAAACAAUUGGUGAUGUCUCGCAUGCUUCUUCAGCUGUUGCUUACCUGCCAGCAGUGCUACCAACAUCACAAAAGGCAAUCCCAUCAAAUUUUUUGUUCUUCCUGAAGCAGCAAACGAAGGACAUCCAGAAGCCGCUCGAGUUGCGAUCACUUUUCCGCGGGUACAUAGCGUAUGCGAAAAGUAGGAAACAGAUGGAAACGAUGAUGCGACUAAUCAUUCCACAGCUUUCAAAAACGGUAGAAGAAACAACGGACUUCAGCGACCAGGAAAAAGUUCAAAUGAUCUUUGGAGCACGAAUUCGAAUGAAUCAGUCAUUCUGGGAGAGGUUCAAACCUUCUGCGCAUCUGACACUCGACAAAUUCUCUCGGCUUGCAUUCUUCAAGUCGGACACAUUGUUGUUGAUAGCUGAUAGGUGGGAACUUCCGGAUGGAACUAUGAAUAAAAGAUGGUGGGGCAAAGGUGAACAGCCAGUGAUCAUCGAGGGAUUGACCAUCAGAGCUCAUUCAACUUCGUCAUCAGAAGGUCCCACCGAUAAGAAAAACCAAGAAGCAGAUUUUAUCCCGACAAAAAGAAGAAAGAGGACUGACGGGGAAAACAAUAACUCAUAAUUUUUCAUCAGAUCUAGUCACACAGUUUUUGUUGUUUCAUAUGAUUUUUACUUUUUUUUUAAUUCUGAUUUCCUUCAUGCAUAAUAUAGAUAGUUUUGAUAUUCAAAUGUUUCUAAUGUGAAUAAAUUUGCAAUCGGACUA
Messenger RNA from Caenorhabditis elegans, 1036 nucleotides. RefSeq names its product SPK domain-containing protein (gene C08F11.7). The transcript is spliced from 4 exons. The record is from RefSeq and is marked reviewed. Lineage: Eukaryota; Metazoa; Nematoda; Chromadorea; Rhabditida; Rhabditidae. The coding region runs from base 230 to 895 and encodes 221 amino acids.